This is a messenger RNA of Leptopilina heterotoma, 2665 nucleotides long. RefSeq lists its product as uncharacterized. Bases 222 to 1718 code for a protein of 498 amino acids. The transcript has 3 exons. The record is from RefSeq and is a predicted model, not a curated record. NCBI's taxonomy places the organism in Eukaryota, Metazoa, Arthropoda, Insecta, Hymenoptera, Figitidae.
AGAAAUAUGACACAGGUUUUAAAGUUGUAGCGCAGUUUAAGUAGAAAUAAUUCAGUCAUAAUCAUAGUAAACAUAAGAAAAAAAUUGAAUUAUAGAAUUGUCUAGUCCGAAUUUACAGUUACUUGAAGAAAAUGUAAGGCUCAUCGUUAAAAAAGUAUCAGUAAUAAUUUCCAACAACAGUAGAAAAUCUUUCUUUAGAAAAAGAUAAUCACUGAUCAAUCAUGAUUCGACUUGCAAUAAUCUGCCUACUAAAUUUACUAGUCAAAGGUGAAAACAGUAUAGAUGGUAAAGUGAGUUUAAAGGAAUUGAAUUCUUCUCUUUCCAAAGCGGAAGAAUAUAUGGAGAACCAAUCAAUGAAUGAAGAUUCGGCAAUUUUCUUCGGUAACACAAGAUCUGGAAGAAGUACCCUAAUUAAUUACUUAAUGGGCAAUAAAUUAGAAGUUAAAAGCUAUUCUAAAUUUGGCCCAAAAGUAAUAAUGAAAGCAGAUAAUGAAUCCAUAGGACCAGAAAUCAGUAUUGGAUCAUUAUCAACAACAGCAACCCCCAAAGGGUGGACUUCGAAAACAUUCCCUAAUUUGACUCUUUGGGAUGUUCCUGGGUUUGACGACAAUAGAGGAACAGUACAAGAUGUCACUAAUUCUUUUUAUUUAUAUCGAUUGGUGAAAAGUGUUAAAUCUUUAAAAAUAAUUUUAGUUGUCUUCAUUAAAGACAUUACACAAGAUAAUACACAACAGUUUUUAUCACUUUUAACAACAAUUAAAAAUCUUUUUGGAAAUCAAUUUAAAGACAGUUUUAAAAGUAUAUCAGUAAUUUUCACAAAAGUACCUGCAACUACUAAUAAUGGUGUAUUAAUUGAUAAAGAAUAUGUAAAUCAUCAUUUGAAAACUUACUUAUUACUUGACGCUGGAUUGGAAUGGUCCGAAGUUUUUAAAAACUUUACAGUGUUUCUAUUAAGUAAUAAUGAUAGGUUUGCCCUCUUCAAAGGCAUAUCAUUUAUAAGUAAUGUUACUGCUGAUAUCGAUGCUGAUAUUAUUUCAGUUCUUAAAAACUCUGAACGCAUACAAAGUAAUCUUCUGCAGGAUGUACAUCCUAGUAUUUCAGCUUCUUCUAUGUUACGACUGUCACAAGCAAAAGAGAUAAAAGAGUUGGAGGAAAUGAUUCCAAUGUUAGUAGACGUUUUGACACAAGCAUUAUCUAACGAAACAGAGAAGAUAAAAUUUUUGCAGAAUAACAGCGAUAAAAUUGAAUUAAACAACACCAAAUUUAAAUUAAUUGAAAUGGAACAAAGACUUUCCUCAUUGAGUAAUAAGUCUAAUUUAUACCAAACUAUGGAAACCAUUUUCUCAACACAUCCUACAAUUUGGUCAACAUUUGAUAAGCGGACAUUGAUGAUAAAUCUUGAACUAAUACAAUCUGUUGAAAACGUAUUACACAUAAUUAUAAGUAAAGCAUUAAAGAUUACGGUUAAUUAUCUCAAAACCAAAUUCAUUCAUCAAUUAAAUUCAACGAUUGCCUAUGUUGAAGUAGUUUUGGGAAAUAUUUCUCCUGACGUAUAUAUGAAUACUAUGGAAAGAAAUGAAAUCGCGUCGAAUUCAGCAAAUGCCAACUUAACUGGUCAGAUGGAUUCGAUGCCGACAAUUGAAGUCGGUUUUUGGCGUAGUAUUUUUAACAAGAUUGGAAAUGUGUUUAGUAAUCUUUAUAACAAAUUCUUUAAAUAAUACCCAAAGUAUGCACGUAACGUUAUUGUAAUGUUACAUGUAAUGUAAGUAACAUUACAAUGUUAGAAACAUUACAGUGACCGAAAUUUUUAUGUCACUAUGAAUCCUGUUUCAUGAUCCUCUGUAGGAUCCCUUUUAAGAACCUCCUUUCAAGAACUUGUUCGAUAUCCGUCAGUUUCCUAAGUAAUCACUUGUAGAAUAAGAUCCUUAGAAAGAUCCUAUUUAUUAUCUUGCAAAUGUUCCUUCAAAAGAACUAACUGUAUGAGUGUUGCUUAUGAUGGGUGAACCUAACAAAAGAUUCUUUUUUAUAAAAUUAAAUAAUAAAAUAAUUUUUUCAGCUAUUAAACAGAAAAUAAUAUAAAGAAUUGAAAGAAGGUUAUUUUUUAAUCAUAAAAUACUUCUGUUCAUAGACUCUUAAUUAUUUUUUUUUUUUAUUGGGGAUGAAUAACAUAGAAAGAUACUGUCUUUAAAAAAAUUCUCUCCUGAUAACACAGCUUUGGCUCAUGAAUUUUUUUAAAAGUUUUUUACGAGCCAACAUUUUUUUCUUCCAGCAUAAAGAUCUUAAUAUGGCGAUGAGAUAAAAACAUUUCUCAAUUUUAAAUUAAAACGUUAAAAAUCUUUAAUUAAUAUCAGUCAAAAUUUCAGAAAUUUUUAAAAAUUUUAUAUUAUUUCCAGGUUUUUCAUACCUUUUUCUAAAUUCCAUACCUUUUCCAGGUUUUCCAGGCUCUAUGACAACCAUGAAUUAAAUUUUUUGAUUUAUAUUCUUAUAAAAUAGUUGUAAACAUAUAUUUUCGUAUAUUUUAUUUAAAAAUGGAAAUUUUAGACAUAAUAAGAAACUAUGGUAAUUUAAUUGAGAUAAAUUAACAUAAAAUAAGAGUAUAACAUCUAAUCAUAUGUUUAUAAUAUUGGAAAAAUAAUAAGUUAAAUAAACUCUAUAUAAAGUUCUA